AUCGCUGUUCACUUUGAUUUUUUCAAAAAAAAUAACCGUUGGCAGCUGCAUUAAUUGCUCUAACAGCCAUAUUUUUGAAAUUCUGAACGUUAGGAACCUCUUUUUCUAUAAAUUGGGACCCCCUCUCUUCACUUUUACACACACAAACACAAUUUCCUUCAAUAUCUUUGCAUAUUUCAUCUUCUCUACUCUUCUCUUUCGAGAUUUCUUCACCAUGGGCAAAGACAAGAGCAGGGCUGCCCCCUCCGGGAAAUCCAAGUCCAAAUCUCGGGCACCAUCAACAAACUCCGAGGAGCGCCUCUACUACGGCGACGGAUCGUAUCUCUCGUUCGAUUCCGAGGAGGAGCGCACCCGUUUCCUCACCUUCUUCUAUAAACGGGUUGUGGCUCCACCGCGGAUUGUUCCGGAGCGCUUCCUGGAGUUGCAGGGAUACGAUGAUCUAGACGCGCAGCUUCACCAAGCCGGCCUUUGGCCGUUUGUCUCCCAGGCUUGGAAGGAGAUCAACCUGGCGCUGAUCCGGGCCUUCUACUCCAACCUCUGGCAUGAGGACGACGUGCUCUACUCUCUUGUCAAGAGCACGUCGAUUGAGCUUUCCGUUGAGCAGCUUGGGCGCAUCGCCGGCCUCCCUUACCAAGGCGACGAUCUCAUCCGCCAUGCCUCGGGCCGUCCCACCAUCCACUCCGCGAACCCCGAGAGCCGGCUCCUUCUCUACAUCGUGUCCCGAAUCAUCAAGCCCCGGAAGCAUGGGCACACGAUCAUGUCCGGUGAGGACCUCAAGCUUCUCCACGCGAUCAUGCACACGGUCCCGAUCAAUUGGGAAAAGUUUGUCAUGAUCAACAUGACGGUCGCCGCGUCCACCGACCACGAUCACCUCCUCCCGUACCCGUUCGUGGUGAUGGACAUCCUUGAACGGUUCAAGGUAACCACCACUGUUGGCCCGCUCACAAAGGCCACGAAGCUUUGGACGAUGAGCACCCAAACUUUCACCAAGCGGUCGGACAACGCCGCACCUGCCACUGCCGCGCCACGCCGCACUGCCACUGCCGCUGGCCCAGCCGAACCCCAGGCCCGAGCCAACCUCGCCUCCAUCGCCGACUCCCUCAACCGCCUUCACUUCAAAGUUGAUGGGAUGGAUGGUUACCUUGAGAGGCUCGACGAGGCGGUCCAACGCCAAGGGUACGCCAUGAACGCGUACUUCCAAUGCGUUAACUACGUCCCCCCACUGUACCAAGGCAUGUUCUUUGGGCAAAUGUAUGGUGACGAGGACGAAUACGAUGCCUCCUACGCCCCGUCAAGCUCCCCGGGCGAAGAUGAGUUCGACGAUGCCAUCGAUGGGGAUGAGAUGGACGACAGCGACGACGACGAGGAAACCGAAGACGAAGACUAGGACACCCCUAAAAAUUGUAUCUCUUUUUUAUUAUUGUCCUGUUUUUCUUUAAUCGCUUCCGUUGUACUCCGUUAUUUCCCAAUUUAAUCAAUAAAAUUAUCUUUUAUCUUUUUGUUAAUGUCAAAAGGGGGAAGAAAAGGGUUAUGCAUAC
Molecule: messenger RNA, 1538 nt
Organism: Cuscuta campestris
Lineage: Eukaryota; Viridiplantae; Streptophyta; Magnoliopsida; Solanales; Convolvulaceae
Source: the annotation of a GenBank genome assembly